UUGACAUUUCCUGACAUACAGCAGUUCGGUUUUGAAAUUAAUUCGUGAUUUAGUUGUGUGUUAUUUUAUUUGUAAGAUUAUCACAUAUUCAAAGGCGAGCGGGAAAGCUGGUGGUUGUCAGCUGUCAAAAACGUCGAGAUGGAAGCGAAGGUGAAGGAAGAAGUGCCGGAUAAGGACUACAGCCAGCCGACGUCCACCGAGAGGAGGAAAUCUACAACAACAAACAAAGAACACAGAUCUCCGGAACAGGAGGAGACCAGGUCCUCGCCGACGCCCGGCCCCCCGAGCCCUCAGAACAACGGAACUACUGCAGCUCUGUCCUCAACGGAGUCCCUGUCUCCUCCACUCGCUGAUGGAGCACGGGCCCCAGCUCUGCAGCGGCUUCGGCGAUUCCUCUCGGCUCUGCAGCAGUUCGCCACGGACGUUGGCGCUGAAAUCGGCGAGAGAGUUAAACAUCUUAUCCACAAUCUUGUGGCAGGUACAAUGAACGUCGAGGAGUUCCAGAGCGGCGUGCAGGAGUGCACCAACUACCCGCUGCGGGCCUCCGUGCCGGGGUUCCUCCGCGCGCUGCUGCCGCUAGCACAGCGAGACCUGCACGCGCGCGCCCGCAGAGCCAAGCAGACCCCCCUGCAGUACAUCAGAUCUCACGAGCACCUGAUCUUGGAGUCAGGGGGAGACUCCAGCGACAUAUUCGCUCCGCAGCAUCCCGGGACAGUUCCCGAAGGGGGCAUCAAGAGACGAGCAAGUGAUCCGUUCUACGAGACUUCGCAAACAAACGGCGCACAUCCAGAAGACUUCCCUCCUCAUGCAAAAAGACCUCCCCCCUCCAGCUUGUUCACGACCUCCCCCUUUUUAUACCCUCUGCCCAGCAACGCGAGCUUGUUCGAAUACGGCCACUACCAAGGGUUUCAUGCCGGACACAGUGAUCCUGGAUUUGAAAGAAGAGAUGGUGGUAUUUCGGUUCGAGAUGUCUCCUCAAUGAACGCGCCGUUCGAGCCGCGAGGAUCCAGUUCCUCGUCAGUCGGCUUGCUCAAGACCGAUGAUGAGUGGAGGAACAUCAACACCAUGCUUAACUGCAUCCUCAGCAUGGUAGAGAAGACCAAACGGGCUUUGGCUAUAUUACAGCAAAGAGGAGUGGAGCCGCCAGAAAAUAAUGAUAUCAAGAGAACUGCAAACGAGAUCAUGGCAGCGGCCGUCCGGCAGACUGAAGAGCGAGUGGCAGAGGUUCGGAGACGGGCUGAAGAUGCUGUCAAUCAGGUAAAAAGACAGGCUCUGAUAGAGCUGCAGAGAGCCGUGGGUGCGGCGGAGAGCAAGGCGCUCGAGCUGGUGGCGCCGCCCAACCCCCCCGCCGCGCCCGCCGCCCCGCCUGCCCACCCCGCGCACCCCGCGCCACCGCUCAGCCCCACUCCAGCGCCACACCAUACGUGCUGCUGGAACUGCGGCCGGAAGGCUCAAGAGACGUGCUCUGGAUGUAACUCGGCGCGGUACUGCGGCUCCUUCUGUCAGCACAAGGACUGGGAGAACCAUCACCAGGUGUGCAGCGGUCGUGACCAGAAGCCAACGGCUCUGAUUCGAACCUCUCCCCCGACCACCCAACCCAGCCUCAAGCCGCGAUCGACCACCCCGAUAGCGGCCGCCGCCCAGCCCGACAGCCGCCUGUCCCUGAGCACGCUGGGCACGGCCGAGCGCCUGCUGACGGCGGAGCGCCCGCUGGCGACCGGCGCCGACCGCCUGGCGCUGGCGACUCUGUCAGCGGCCCAGAGUGCCGGCGGCGUCGGCACCAAGAAAUGACGCACCAGCAAGGAUGUCACCGUCAAAUGUCCUAAAAGAGUCAGGAGAUGAACCUUGUAACAAACAAAACUUUGAAACGUCAAGAGUAAUUAAAAAAAUCUUAAUAGUGUAAAGUAUGUUUGGUUGAUCACGAUCACUAGCGUUUAGCAAAAAUUGUUCAAGCUCUACAAAAGCACCACACAGCGGAAAGGUAAUCUGCCUAGAAGCAAUUAACAUUAAAAAAUUAAAGCAAAUAAACAAACAAAAAUUAAAGCAUCUCCAUAUCCGGCGCCACUCAAUCCGUAUUUGACUACCCAAGUUUUGCAAACUGCAAUUUUCAAAGUUUUCACACAUGGCCCCUGUGCUCGAGCAAUGACUGAUAAUCAUUCCACCACCUCGCCUCCGAAGCUCCAUAAAGCUGUAUGUUUUAAUUUAGGAUAUAUCUUCACACCAAGCAAUCCAGCAGAGGCUUGCUCACACAAAAUCAUUAGCCAUUUGCAUAUGCCAAGCGCAGGUAGCCAGGUCCGCGUUGUAAUGACAUUAAUUCACUAAUGUCAACUGUCAAAUGAUAUCAAUGAUAUUCGCAAUCAACAAACCUUGUGAGAUGCAAUACGUUUAAUUUGUAAACUAAAAUUAAAAGCUAUUUCUGCUGAUUCUUCUUCGACUGAUGGUCGGCUUCCAUGGGUUCCUACACAACGAUACUACGGGUGCUUCUGAUACGAAAAUUGACAGGCCGUCUGUAACUGUCAAUGUACCUACUAUUGUUCAAUGUUUUUAUUUCUAUUGUUGAUGUUCAUAACAAAUAAUGCAUUACCGGGAGCUCACAGUUCGCAAUCUGUUAGCCCUGUUUUGACUUUAUUAUUAUCAUUAGGUAAGUAUGCAUGCUUAAGGCAUGUGACACAAUUCGGAAAAAAAAACUUAAGUCAAAUUAAUUUAAAAAUCAAUUUUAUUACUAUAGCAUAAUGUAUGAUUUCCAUACGAUCUUCAGGCAUAAAUAUAAAGGAGCAUUAGAAAAUAUUAAAUAAAAAAUUAAGCUAAAAAAAAUUUCUGUACUUUUAAGCAAAAGGUUUAGGGAUUUCUACCAAAGAUAUUUAGUUUUUAAAAAAAUUCAAAGGUUUAUUUUUGUUUUAGUUUUAUUCCGUUUUGUAAAUAAAACGUAGUGCCAUAAGUUUAUAUUAGAAUACCGACUGUCAUUAAAUAUUGAAGUAAGUAAUUACAAAAAGUAUGUCAAAUAAUUGUUAAAAUAAUUGUAAUUUUACUUAUACUUUUAUUUAGUU
This is a messenger RNA of Bombyx mandarina (wild silkworm), 3047 nucleotides long. It is a transcript of the gene nvy, whose product is annotated as CBFA2/RUNX1 partner transcriptional co-repressor nervy. Gene Ontology annotation, molecular function: transcription corepressor activity. Lineage: Eukaryota; Metazoa; Arthropoda; Insecta; Lepidoptera; Bombycidae. Gene Ontology annotation, biological process: DNA-templated transcription; negative regulation of DNA-templated transcription. Gene Ontology annotation, cellular component: nucleus. The record is from RefSeq and is a predicted model, not a curated record.